Brassica napus (rape) is the source of this 3202-nucleotide messenger RNA. RefSeq names its product F-box protein DOR-like. Gene Ontology annotation, molecular function: protein binding. The transcript has a single exon. Bases 544 to 1776 code for a protein of 410 amino acids. NCBI's taxonomy places the organism in Eukaryota, Viridiplantae, Streptophyta, Magnoliopsida, Brassicales, Brassicaceae. The record is from RefSeq and is a predicted model, not a curated record.
UCCGCGGGUUUCAUGUUUUCUACUGUCUAUAUACAAUGGAAUCUUAUUAUCCUCUUGGUCAAAGGUUCAUGUACUAAUUAAGGAGCAAUGUUCGUUCUAAUUCUAAGCCAGAAACGAUUCAGUGUUUUUACAUCGUAUUUUAUCUUAACAAAUCAAUAAAUUAAAAGGGUCGCUGCUUCACGUCGUUAGCAUCCCAUUCUUGUUCUUCUCUCAGUACAUCAAUGUCUAGUUUAAGUAGAUGCUUUAUUGGAACGUAGAAACAUGCAGAUAUUCAAAAGCUUUCAUGCAGAUGUCACCUUCCUCGAAGACAUACUCGGCGAGACUCAGAAAGUAAUUUUUAUAUAUUUUUCCUUAACCUAUAUGGGCUUUUUCAUUAUAAUUAAAUAUAUAAAAAAGCACAACAUGCACAUGCACGAACCCCGGGUUCCCUCCACAAAGUAAUUUUUCCUUAACCUAUAUGGGCUAUUCAAAAGCACAACUUUGGUUUUGCUUUUCACGACUCUCUGGAGUUUUCGUUCUCAUUAGGUUUUGAGCUCCUCCGCCAUGAGAACACGGCGGCAAAAGAUCUUGGAGGAUCGUCAAACAGUCGUUGGACGGUUAUAUGCUGGAGAAAACUCAUUGACGAUCCCAGACGAUCUCAUCUUCGAGAUAUUCUCGAGAUUGCCUGCUAAAUCUAUACCUAGAUGUAGAUGCCUAUCGAAACUCUGGGCCUCCAUACUCGUUCGUCAAGAUUUCACGGAGCAGUACGUGAAAAGAUCAUCUGCUCGUCCUCAGCUCUUGUUCGCCUUCCAAGAAUACGGCGAGGUAUUCUUCUUUUCCGCACCUCAGAAUCAAGAAGAUGACAACUCGUCUCCUAUAACAGCCAGUUAUCAUAUGAGUUUCCCGGUUAGUCGUGUCAGAGAAAUAUAUAGUCCUAUCAGUGGUUUGGUCUGCGUUAAAGAUGAACGGAUCUUAAAGGGGAUGAAAACUCCAGUGACGGUGUGGAUGAUAUGUAACCCUAGCACCGGACAGUCUUUCACGUUACCUAGAAUAAAGACAAGGAAGAAAAGGUCUAGUGUGAGAAGCUUUUUUGGGUACGAUCCUGUUGAGAAGCAGUUCAAGGUUUUGUCAAUGACAUUUGCAAGUGACAUAAUAGAUGACGCCAUCUCUACGGAUCAUCAGGUUCUGACGUUACAAACUGUGAAACUCUCAUGGAGGAUGAUUGAAUGUAGCGUACCGCAUUAUCCUGGAUGUAAUUCUGUUUGCAUCAAUGGUGUUUUGUAUUACAAAGCUGAGAACAGAGCUGAUUCUCCUGCCUAUGGUGAGGUGAUUAUAGUCUCCUUUGAUUUUAGGUCUGAGAAGUUCAGCUUUAUUGAACUCGUCAAACCUUACAUUCUUGGUCUGAUAAACUUCAAUGGUAAAUUGGCUUCAGUUAUGCCGAGUGACUCUAAUUCUUUUAAUAGAGCAAGCACAAUUGAUUUGAGGGUUCUAGAUGACAUAGAGAAAAAUGAAUGGUCCAACCAUGUUUACAAACUGCCUCUGUCUUGGGAGAAUGUAGUUGCAGAUGCCGACUUACACUGUGUUAAAGUGACUGCUUCCAAUGAAGUUGUGUUGUCAGGGUACUACUAUCAACGCUCUCCUUUCUAUGUUUUCUACUACAGUCUUGAGAAGGAAACUAUCAGAAGAGUUGAAAUCCAAGGAAUGGAAGCUUUUACGCGUUUCCGAGUUUACACUUUUGUAGACCAUGUAGAAGACGUCAGGCCUAUGAAACGUGUUUUAGGACUCGCUCUUAAGUGAAUGAUCACAGGAUCUUAAUAUCUUUCCGCUGGUUUUAUGUUUCUCUUAUCCAUGAUGGGUAUGUAUCUCAUUCUCUUGUUCAAUGAACACCAAGGAGAAAUGUCUUUUCUAUGCUAAGCCUAAACAGUUCAGUGUUGGUUUUACAUCGUAUUCUAUAUUUGACAAAUGAAAAUACAACAAUAAAAGUGGUCGGUGCUUUAGGUCGUUAGCAUCCUAUUUUGGUUCUCUCUAUGUUACUCAAUACAUCAAUAUUGUUUACUUUAAGUAAAGGCUUUAUUGGAAUGCAGAAACAUGCAGACGUUCAAAAUCUUCCAAAAACUAAUUUGGAAAUUAAACUAAACUAUUGUCUACUAUUGUCUUCUAGGUUUUGGUUCAGAGCUUCAUCAUUAAUGUAGUCUAAAUGCAAAUUCCACAAAGUAAUACUAUUACGUAAGUUUUCCUUUUUCAUUAACCUCGGUCAAAACAAAACAAAAAAGUUAAAAGACAAUUGGAAACAGUAAGAUUGAAGUCGGUGAUCGGGUUAUAAAUAAGAUUUUGGUGGUCAAAGCUUGAAUUAUCCGAGAAAGCAAAAACUUAAGAGAGAGAGAGAGAGAUAACAAGAGAUCUUAAGAAACACUUUUCUUUGAGUGAAUAAAAGAUAAGGUUCUGAUAUUGAUUUCAUUCUUUUCUUUGAAUGACGCCAUCUAUCUGGAGCACCAAGUUGUGACGAUAGAAACUGGGAAACUUUCAUGGAGAAUGAUCGAAUGUGACGUGCCUCAUUUUCCUCAUUAUACUUCUGUUUGCAUCAAUGGUGUUUUGUAUUACAAAGCUGCUCUCCACGGGUCUUCCUUUGUUGAUACAAUAAUGUCGUCCUUCGAUGUUAGGUCUGAGAAGUACAACUUUAUUAAAGUCAUGAAACCUUUUCACUGAGUUAGUGCAUCCUGCAACAGUGCUGAUAAGCUACAAUGGUAAACUGGCUUCACUUAGGCCGAGUGAGUGUUUUGAUUUUCGUAGAAAAACCACAAGUUUUGAGAUGUGGGUUCUAGAUGACCUAGAGAAAAAGGAAUGGUUGGUUCAAGCAUGUUUACAAACUGCCUCCGAUUUGGGAGAAUGUAGCUGCAGAUAACUUCUUAAGGAAAUGGACUUGUUCAAAUGAAGUUGUGUUGGUAAAGUACUCUCUGUACGGCCCUUUCUAUGUUUUCUACUACAGUCUCGAGACGGAAACUAGCAGAAUAGUUGAAAUCCAAGGACUGGGAUCGUUUGGUGGAUUCAGAAUUUACACCUUUGUAGACCAUGUAAGAAGUAUCACAUGAAAGAGCAAUGUUUGUUAGGCUAGCUCUCAAGUGAUCUCAUUCUAAGAAGUAUUACAUGGUCUUACUAGAGCCCUUAUCUUCCCGCUGGUUUCAUGUUUUCUAUUGUUUAUGAUGAUGGUAUGCAUCUUAUCCUA